Camellia sinensis is the source of this 2334-nucleotide messenger RNA. The record is from RefSeq and is a predicted model, not a curated record. Lineage: Eukaryota; Viridiplantae; Streptophyta; Magnoliopsida; Ericales; Theaceae.
AUGAAAGAGUUGAAGCUAGCUCUGAAACAGUGGAAUAGUGAAGUAUUUGGCAAUAUAAAUACUAAAUUGAAACAAGCAAAAGAUGAGUUGCAUCAGAUUGAUCUGGUAGCAAAGGUUAGAGAGCUUGUAGAGGCAGAAAAAGCUCGAAGAAGAGAGGUUAGUGAAGAAGCUGGCAGGUUGUAUAGAAUGGUGGAGUGGAUGUGGCUUCAAAAAUCAAGACUAAAUUGGGACUUGAAGGAAGACAAAAAUACAAGAUAUUUUCAUGUGGUAGUCAAAAGUAGGCAGGGGAGAAAUGAGAUUAACUCCUUAUCUAUUGGAGAUGAAGUUUUUGAAGAUCCUAAUAAAGUAAAGCAGGAGGUUCAAGCAUAUUUUCAAAGACAAUAUAAAGAGGAAUGGAGAUCAAGACUUGUGUUGGAAGGAUCUUUCAAGUCAGUUAGGAACAACCCAUUUUUUGAUCUACUGGAAUUAGAAUUUUCUGAUGCAGAGAUUAGGUGUGCUAUUACAGAUUGUGAUGCCAACAAGGCUCUAGGCCCAGAUGGGUUCAACUUGGCAUGUGUCCAGAAGAUGUGGAAGGUAAUGAAGAGUGACGUGAUCAACUUUAUAAGUGAAUUCCAUAAAAACACAUUCCUAGGAGGUAUGAACAUAUUAGAUGGUGUUUUGGUAGCAAAUGAGGUGGUAGAUGGAUGGAAGAAGUCUAGGAAAAGAGGUUUGAUCAUAAAGCUAGAUUUUGAGAAAAUCUAUGACUUAUUAAAUUGGGACUUUUUGUUUUCAAUGAUGAUAAAUUUUGGGUUUGGAGAGAAGUGGAUGGGAUGGAUUAAGGAGCGUAUUACCUCUUCUAGACUAUUUGUGCUUGUUAAUGGAGUACCAACUGGUGAAUUUAGUCCCCAAAGAGGGCUCAGACAAGGGGAUUCCUUGUCCCCUUUUCUGUUCAACAUAGUAGCUGAGGGUUUAAAUAUUUUACUGUCAAGAGCUUUGGAUAUGGAAUUGAUAAAAGGGGUGAAGAUUGGUGCAGGUCUGAGGAUAAACUAUCACAAAAGUGUAGUGAGUGGUGUGGGAGUUCCAGUUGAAUCUAUGAAUGAGUUUGCAUCUGUGCUAAAUUGCAAAGUGAAAAAUUUACCAAUUAAGUAUCUUGGAUUACCAUUGGGGGCUAAACCAAGUAGAAAAACAACUUGGAGGCCUAUUUUGGACAAAGUUACAGUUAAACUAGUAGGGUGGAAAAAGGAGAUUACUCUGAUUUGCAGGGAGAUUGACCCUGAUAAAUUAAAAGUGGGUAAUGGCCAUAGAGUGAAGUUCUGGGUGGAUAAAUGGUGUGAAGAUAUAAGUCUUAAAGAUGAUUUCCCACUAUUAUAUAAACUGGUAGUAAACAAGGGAGAGUCUUUCUCUGCAAUGAUGGAAAGGAAGGUGGUUACAGGUGAGUGGUUGUUCCAAUUCAGAAAGGAGCUAUAUGAUUGCGAAAGUGUGGAGGUUACCAGAUUGAUAGGAUUUUUAGAGGCUUGUUCUGUCUUCAGGUCAUCCUUACAAGAUACACUAGUGUGGGAGGCUUCAAAAAUAGGGAGGUUUACAGUUGAAUCAGUCUAUACAUUUCUGGCAGGUGGUUUUGGCAACUAUAGUAGAACAAACAAAAGGGUGUGGGUGAAGUACAUUCCUCCUAGAGUCCAAUUCUUUGGGUGGCUUGCUUGGAAAGGUAGACUUAAAACCGCAGACUUUCUUCUUCGAAUUGGUGUUCUCAAUGCUAAUGCAUCAACCCUCUACAUUAUGUGCAAAUCUGUGGAUGAGUCAAUUAAUCAUGUCCUAUUGUCUUGCCCAGUGACUUGGAGAGUGUGGUCAAAAAUACUAAAUUGGUGGGGAGUACAAGGUGCACUGCCUGAUACAGUGGAGGCUAUUCUUCACUGGUGGGCAGGGUUUAGGCUCAGUAAAAAGGAGAGGACGAUGUGGAAAGCUCUUCCUAUUACAGUGUUAUGGUCCGUGUGGAAACAUCGUAAUGAAUGCUUAUUUAAAGAUGUUAUUCCAAAUGCCAAAGGUGUAUGUGAUCUGAUAAAAUUUAGAAUGGCUGUGUGGUUCAAGGAAGUAAUGCCAAAAGGAGUGGUAAAGAGUAUUGAGAGGUUGCAAGCUGCUUUUUUCUAUGGAGGGGAUUCAGAGUUGAAGAGAAAGGUUUAUCUAGUGAAAUGGAUGGAAGUUACCAAGACUAAAGAGCAAGGAGGUCUGGGUUUAGGCAGAAUCAAGGAUUUGAGUGAGAGUUUGUUUCUAAAAUGGUGGUGGAGAUAUGGUUCUAAGAAUGGUUUAUUAUGGAAGAGUGUUGUGUGCAGUAAGUAUGAUCAUGAUGGUGGUGGCUAG